Messenger RNA from Owenia fusiformis, 1031 nucleotides. Lineage: Eukaryota; Metazoa; Annelida; Polychaeta; Sabellida; Oweniidae. The record is from the annotation of a GenBank genome assembly.
AGCAUAACAUUAGCACAUGGAGAAGUUGUGUUUCGUAAGUGCAUAAUCAGCUUCUCGACUAACACAAUUUGAGCUCAUCCUCGGAUGGGAUCUUUAUUUGUUUGAUAGUAUAAGAAUUACUAGCAGUUAUCCAAAGUAUAGCCUGUCAAUAGGAAAAGGACUUCAACAUAAUGGCUAAAGCAUUAGUACAGGGUGCCAGUCGUGGCCUUGGUCUCCAGUUUUGCCGCCAUAUAUUAGAAAGGUCACCAAGUGCAGCCGUUGUUGCAACUUGUAGAAAUCCAGAGGAGGCAACACAGCUGAAGCUAUUGAAAUCUAGUUAUCCAAAUAACCUCAGAAUUCUUCAAAUAGAUGUCACCCGUGAGGAUCAUGUUCAGCUUGCUGCUGCUUCUGUGAAAGAUGACUUGGGAAGUUUAGACUUACUCAUCAACUCUGCAGGAAUCCUGCAUCCAUCAAAAAGAGGAGAGACUAGUUUAAAAGAUGUCACUGCUCAUGGGCUAGAAGCAACUUUUCGGACUAACACUCUUGGGCCAAUGAUCAUGGCUAAAUACUUCAGUCCUCUUCUGCUAAAAGGUCAAGGGGCAUUUGGUUUGACUGACAGGGAUAAACCUCACAAAGGCAUCAUUGUAAAUAUUUCAGCCAAGGUGGGCUCUAUCACUGACAAUGGUCUUGGAGGCUGGUACAGCUACAGGCUCUCUAAAACAGCCCUGAACAUGGCAACAAAGAAUCUCAGUAUUGAAUUAGGGCGUGGUAAAAAUAAAGUCAUAUGUGUUUCUUUUCACCCAGGGACUGUGGACUCUGAUCUUUCUAGACCAUAUCACAAGGGAGUCCCUGAGGGGAAACUAUUCAGUGUUGAACACUCAGUAAAUCUGCUGAUGAACAAUAUUAACAACCUUAAACUUGAAAAUAGUGGACAGUUUCUUAAUUGGGAUGGAACUCAACUACCAUAUUGAGCUUAGUGAAUAUUCAAUAGUUAAAAUAUUAAAAAAUACAUGUAACUUAUUAUAAGGAAGAUAUGGAAUAGAUGUAAAAAA